This is a messenger RNA of Ruditapes philippinarum (Manila clam), 2104 nucleotides long. RefSeq names its product fibrinogen-like protein 1. Bases 379 to 1839 code for a protein of 486 amino acids. The transcript has a single exon. NCBI's taxonomy places the organism in Eukaryota, Metazoa, Mollusca, Bivalvia, Venerida, Veneridae. The record is from RefSeq and is a predicted model, not a curated record.
CAAUUCAGUAAAAACUGUUUCAUUGUAUAUGCAUGUUAAAGCUGGAACUAAAACAAAGUUUAAAAACUGGAAUACACAUUUUGAAAUGCAUUAAAAGCCUAUACGAACUUCUGUGCUUUUACGAAUAUGCCAUUCAAUAAAAAAAUAAUAUUUUAGAUUUGGCCUUUUAUUUCAAUUGUUCCAAUAAAUAGGCCUUGCAUGAGCAAAACAAAUCUACUUAAUAUAAUGUUUGAGACAAGCGCUAGGAGAAAAGACAGCUGUUAAACAUUUAUUUCAUCUAGAUUUAUUUUCAUAAAUAAAGCGCAAAACAUAUUCUAAGGAAUAACAUAAAGCAUUUGGACUUUUUGACGAUUUUUCGUUUAUUCAGUUAGAAAAACUAUGUCACUUACGUUUGUAAAAGUUUAUUUGUUUUUACUUUUAAUAAGAAAGUGUUCAUUCUUCAGUUUUGAGUAUGCCUUAAAAAAAGUUGAUAGUCUUGAAGCUAGACUGGUUGCUUUGGAGACAGUGGAUGGUUUAAGGCGUCUUGAAAUCGAUGAGAUUUUUGUUCAAUUUUCUGAAUUCACCAAAAAAUUGAGAGCAGUGAAUAUGUCAUUAAUUUCGACAGGUGCAAACGCGGAUGUAAACAAUUGUAAAAAUUCAGUUGUGAGUACAGAUGGACACUCACUUAAUUACCUAGUGAAAGGAAUGGCUGCGGAGAAGCUGAUGAGCUACAAGAACAGACAGAAUCUUGAGAGAUUGAUAAGUUACUUGCAAAAUGUAUUUAGCGACCACGAGAAUAAGUUUGAAGAGAUGACAAAAAUGUUAAAAAGUGAAAUUGAUCAAAAUAUAGACAAUCUGAUAAAUGGCCAAGCUUUAAUGGCAGACACAUGUGAAACCAUAAAAGAAGGGUAUAGAAAUGAAAUGGCCUCUUUAAAGGCUGAAUUCGAGCAUACACAGAAGGAAAUGAAACAUCUUGAGAGAUUGAUAAGUUCCUUAACAAAUGUAUAUACUGACCACGAGAAUAAGUUUGAAGAGAUGACGAAAAUGUUAAAAUGUGAAAUUGAUCAAAAUAGAGAAAAUCUGAUAAAUGGCCAAGCUUUAUUUGCAGACACAUGUGAAACGAUAAAAGAAGGAUAUAAAAAUGAAAUGGCCAAUUUAAAGGCUGAAUUUAAGCAUGCACAGAAUGAAAUGAAAAAAGAAAAAGAAUUGCUAAAAGGCGAAACAAUCAAGAAAGAAUCAUGCGUAGAUUUAUUUAGUCAGAAACAGUUCGUUAGUGGUAUUUAUGAGCUCCAUAAUGGGCUAAACGUUUAUUGUGACCAAACUACUGAUGGGGGAGGUUGGAUAGUUUUUCAGCGUCGUGAAGAUGGAAGUGACAUUUUUGAACGCACAUGGGAUAACUACAAAACAGGAUUUGGAGAUUUAUUGCACGAGUUUUGGCUAGGAAAUGACAAUUUACAUGUCCUUACAGAACAUGGUAACCACGAGUUACGUAUAGAUAUGGAGGACUUUGAAGGUAAUAAGGCUUAUGCUAAAUACAGUCAUUUCAAAGUUUAUGGAGAAAAUGAUAAGUACAGCCUUGAAGUGAGUGGGUAUAGUGGGAAUGCUGGCGAUUCUCUCAUCUAUCAUAAUGAAAUGGCAUUUUCUACAGUAGACAGGGAUAAUGAUCCGUACCUUGGCAAUUGUGCCAAGAAGUACAGAGGUGCAUGGUGGUUUGCGUCAGGCUGUCACUAUUCAAAUCUCAACGGAGUUUACUACCAUGGGUCGAGCUCACCAAAUGGUGAAGGUGUAAUAUGGUAUCAUUGGAAAGAAUCUUUUAGGUAUUCCCUAAAACGUGUCGAGAUGAAGCUACGAUCAACUUAAUCUUAUGGAUGUUUUGUAAUAGAAUAGAGAUUCACAUAUCUUGGAAUAAUACAUCUUCGUCUGUACAUGUGUGUCUAAUGAAUGAAUGAAUGUUCACAAAGACAUUUUUGCAAUGUGUGAAUGCAAACAAUCACGGAGUGUUAAUGCAACAUAAUGAAAAAAUGUACAAUUAGACAAUUAAAUAUGCAUGAAUUGAACACAGUUGUACAUUUAUUAUUUUAUAGAGCGCAUAUUGGCAGAAAUUCAUUGAAAAAUUAGACAGUGC